Messenger RNA from Bipolaris oryzae ATCC 44560, 1221 nucleotides. RefSeq lists its product as uncharacterized. The transcript has 3 exons. NCBI's taxonomy places the organism in Eukaryota, Fungi, Ascomycota, Dothideomycetes, Pleosporales, Pleosporaceae. The record is from RefSeq and is a predicted model, not a curated record. Bases 1 to 1221 code for a protein of 406 amino acids.
AUGGCGGACUUUGAAAAAGCCAUCAACGAUGCCAUUGCUUCGGAGGAAAUUCCUGGCUGCGCUCUAUCAGCGACGAACCGCGACGGAACAUUCACAUAUUCCAAAGCUUUCGGCAAAGCCUCCAUGAAGCCCGAAAACAGCAAGCCUAUGCAACUCAACACAGUCAUGUGGAUAGCAUCCUGCACCAAACUCAUGACGUCCAUCUCCGCCAUGCAACUCGUAGAACGUGGCCUCGUCUCCCUUGACGACCCCGUCUACAAGCAUAUUCCCGAGCUAGAAUCCCGAACCGUAAUCAAAGGCUUCACCGAAGCCGGCGCACCCAUUGAAGAAAAGCACACCAAACCCAUCACUCUCCGCCACCUCCUCAGCCACUCCAGCGGCCUCGCCUACGAAUUCAUCCACCCGGUAAACCAAGCCUGGCUCAAGUACCACAAGCGCGCCCCGGGAAGCAGCGGCAACCUCAUCGAACGCUUUUCCUACCCACUCGUCUUCGAGCCCGGUGAGAGCUGGGCGUACGGCCCUGGUCUCGACUUCGCAGGCCUCCUCAUCGAGCGCGUGUCUGGCCAGUCACUCGAGGACUAUAUGAAAGCGAAUCUCUGGACCCCGCUCGGUAUAUCCGACAUGACUUUCUCGCUCGCCUCCCGCCCGGAUCUCGCGGCGCGCCUGGCGGAUAUGUCAGCGCGGGACCCUGCGUCAGGCAAGGUUGUGGAUUUCUCGGGCCCGCUGCCGUAUGUGGAUGGGGAGGGCAAGGAAGUUACGAGUCAUAUGGGGGGUCAAGGUGUUUUUGCGUCGGUGGAGGAGUAUGCGAAGGUUUUGAAGGCCGUGUUGGAAGCGGAUAAUGGGGGUGAGGGGAAGAUUUUGAAGAAGGAGUCGGUUGAGGAGUUGUUUAAGGCACAGUUGGGGGAUAAGAGUCGGGAGGUGCUCAUGGGGAUUUUGGAGGAUCAGGCGACUGGAAAUGCGAUGGGUGGUUUACCGAUUGGGUUUCCCAAGGACCACGCGCUUGGUGGCGUUGUGAUAGUGGCUGAUGGGCCUGAUGGCAAGAAAGCUGGGACUAUGGUUUGGGGCGGGUAUCCGAAUCUCAUCUGGUGGAUUGAUCGCAAAACAGGGCUUUGUGGUAUUUACGGUGGUCAAGUUGUUCCGCCGGGAGAUGCAAAGGUUUCGGGGUUGCAGCGCAGCUUUGAAGCCGGCAUGUAUGAGAGGUUGGCAAAGGAGAAGUUGUAA